Messenger RNA from Coregonus sp. 'balchen', 16865 nucleotides. The record is from the annotation of a GenBank genome assembly. Lineage: Eukaryota; Metazoa; Chordata; Actinopteri; Salmoniformes; Salmonidae.
AUGGCUUUGUCAGUGCGGAGUUGGGUCGCGAACGAGGGAGGAAAACACUUGGUUCUGGUAAGAAUAGUACAACCUAAUCCCGAUACAACAUUUUUAUUAUAGUAUUACACUGUUAUUAUAUGUUUUUACUAUUCUAAAGAAAAGUUACUGAGUGGAGCUGUUGCAAUUUACAAUCUCGAUCCUAACUGGAAAUUGGGAAGCAGCCUAACACUUGAACAGAGUGCUGAUGUGGUUGGAUGUUGUCAUCAUCAAUCAUUAUCAAUAAUCAUCUUCAUCUUCAUCAUCUUCAUCGUCAUCAUCAUCGUCGUCAUCAUCAUCACCACUGACAUCUUGUUUGUGUGUUUCUGUGCAUGUGUGUGUGUGUGUGUGUGUGUGUUAGGUGCUGUGGCUGGGAGCUAACACCUUGUUGUUCAUGAGGACGUUCCUAUUGUACUACCGUGGGCAGCAGUACCACUAUCUCCAUCAGAUGCUCGGGGUAAGACACCAAUCCAACACACUGCUAUUAUACCGUGAUCACAGAACAGAUUGUAUAGCAGGGAUUAUCAACUAGCCGCAGUCUGAUUUUUUUCUUGAGUCAGAGGCCUGGAACAUAAUUACAAAUAAUUUGUAGACUGCAGAUGGACAACAAGAAGCCCAAACAGAUAUAAUAUUUGACUAAAACAUAAUCAUUUCAAACCUUGCUGACGUUUUUAUACGAUCACGUGUCUCUCUAUUAUGCGUGGGAAUACUUGGGAACAGAUUUACAAAAUUAAAAUCACUUGAAGCUGAUUUCCUGGAAUUGUUAUUUAUUCUCAGAAAACUUGGGGGACCAAAUUAAACGUCCCCCGCUGUAUGGAACACCCAUACACACACAAACGUCUCCUUUUAUUUUUAGGGUUAGGGGGUUCCUAUUCAGUAGCUGAUAUUUAUAUAAAGACACUGGAUGGAGCCCAGCGACUUGGUGACAUUCAGUUGACACUCUGGAAUGUGACACACACUCCCAUGUGAGUUUGGUGUAAUUGUUGUCACAAGUCGUUGUGGGUCGCAGGUUUAGGCCACUAAAACAGCUUAUUGUCCUCCACAAUCAAACAAAUGGCAUUUAAAUGCUUUGAGAUAUAUUUUCUUGAUUGUCUGGUCUAUUGGCCUCUCACACUAAUAUAAAUGUUUUUAUUUAAAUAUAACUCUGAUGUUCUUGUUAUAGUUUGCAUGCAGUUACCAUUCCACUGCUGAAACUGGUCUAAAAGAGCAUGAAGGCAGACUGUCAGGAUCCUUAGCCAGUGACACGGGUACCAGUGGUCAUUACCUAGGGCCAGGAGUUGUUCCUGACUACAUGACCUGACCAGGAAAAACUCUAGUGCGAAACAAAUAUGGAAGUUAUAUCUAAAAGGCAGUAACUCCCCCACACACCUCUGGCAGGCUAUCUGUAUGAUGUAGGUGAACCCUUCAUACACUCCUCAUACUUUUAGAAGGGCAAGUGUAGGCACGCCACUGGUCUCUGAAUGAAUUCCUGGGUAGCAGCUUUACACACCUGUGAGAGAGAGAGACAAAGAGAGAGAGAGAGACAGAGAGAGAGGCAGAGAGACUGAGGCAUAGAGAGAGCGAGGCAGAGAGAGAGGCAGAGAGAGGGAGAGGCAGAGAGACUGAGGCAUAGAGAGAGAGAGAGGCAGAGAGACUGAGGCAGAGAGAGAGAGAGAGAGAGAGAGGCAGAGAGAGAGAGGCAGAGAGACUGAGGCAGAGAGAGAGAGAGAGGCAGAGAGAGAGAGGCAGAGAGACUGAGGCAGAGAGAGAGAGAGAGAGAGAGAGAGAGAGAGAGAGAGAGAGAGAGAGAGAGAGCGGCAGAAAGAGAGAGACUGAGGCAGAGAGAGAGAGGCAGAGAGAGAGAGAGAGAAACAAAGAACAAACAGCAACAACAAAUACACGAUCAAUUAAACAUUUUAGAGUCAGCUAUUAAAGACUACCAGAACCCACUGGAUUCUCCAAUUACACUGAACAAAAAUAUAAACGCAACAUCCAACAAUUUCAAAGAUUUUACUGAGUUACAGUUCAUAUAAGGAAAUCAGUCAAGUGAAAUACAUUAAUUAGGCCCUAGUCUAUGGAUUUCACAUGACUGGGAAUACAGAUAUGCAUAUGUUGGUCACAGAUACCUUAAAAAAAGGCAGGGGCAUGGAUCAGAAAACCAGUCAGUAUCUGGUGUGACCAACAUUUGCCUCAUGCAGCGCGACACAUCUCUUUCGCAUAUAGUUGAUCAGGCUGUUGAUUGUGGCUUGUGGAAUGUUGUCCCACUCCUCUUCAAUGGCUGUGCGAAGUUGCUGGAUAUUAGUGGGAACUGGAACAUGCUGUCGUACACGUCGAUCCAGAGCAUCCCAAACAUGCUCAAUGGGUGACAUGUCUGGUGAGUAUGCAGGCCAUGGAAGAACUGGGACAUUUUCAGCUUCCAGGAAUUGUGUACAGAUCCUUGCGACAUGGGGCCAUGCAUUAUCAUGCUGAAACAUGAGGUGAUGGCGGCGGAUGAAUGGCACGACAAUAGGCCUCAGGAUCUCGUCACAUUCUCUGGCAACAGCUCUGGUGGUCAUUCCUGCAGUCAGCAUGCCAAUUGCACGCUCCCUCAAGACAUCUGUGGCAUUGUGUUGUGUGAGGAAACUGCACAUUUUAGAGUGGCCUUUAUUUUCCCCAGCACAAGGUGCACCUGUGUAAUGAUCUCGCUAUUUCAUCAGCUUCUUGAUGUGCCACACUUGCAAGGUGGAUGGAUUAUCUUGGCAAAAGAGAAAUGCUCACUAACAGGGAUGUAAAUACAUUUGUGCACCAAAUUUGAGAGAAAUAUGCUUUUUGUGCGAAUGGAAAAUUUCUGGGAUCUUUUAUUUCAGCUCAUGAAACAUGGGACCAACACUUUACAUGUUGCAUUUAUAUUUUUGUUCAGUAAUACAUUUAAUGAACUACAGGACAAAAUACAAACCCUUCAACCCAAAAAGGCCUGUGGUGUUAACGGUAUCUUAAAUGAAAUGAUAAAAUAUAUCGACCACAAAUUCCAAUUAGCUAUACUUAAACUCUUUAACAUCGUCCUCAGCUCUGGCAUAUUCCCCUAUACUUGGAACCAAGGACUGAUCACCCCAAUCCACAAAAGUGGAGACAUAUUAGACCCCAAUAACUACCGUGGGAUAUGCGUCAACAGCAACCUUGGGAAUAUCCUCUACUAUAUCAUUAAUAUUAACAGCAGACUCCUACAUUUCCUCAGUGAAAACAAUGUCCUGAGCAAAUGUCAAAUAGGCUUUUUAGCAAAUUACCCUACGACAGACCACGUAUUCACCCUAACAAACCAAAACAAAGGGAAAGUCUUCUCACGCUUUGUUGAUAAAAAAAACUUUAGACUCAAUUUGGCAUGAGGGUCUACUAUAUACAUUGAUGGAAAGCAGUGUUGGGGGGAAAAUAUACAACAUUAUAAAAUCCUUUUACACAACCAACAAAUGUGCGGUUAAAAUAAACUGAAAUAAUUCUUUCCUCAGGGCCGGGGGGUGAGACUGGGAUGCAACUUGAGCCCUACCUUCUUCAACAUAUACACUAUAUAUACAAAAGUAUGUGGACACCCCUUCAAAUGAGUGGAUUAGGCUAUAUCAGCCAUACCCGUUGCUGACAUGUAUAAAAUCUAGCACACAGCCAUGCAAUCUCCAUAGACAAACAUUGGCAGUAGAAUGGCCUUACUGAAGAGCUCAGUGACUUUCAAUGUGGCACCCUCAUAGGAUAACACCAUUCCAACAAGUCAGUUCGUCAACUUUCUGCCCUGCUAGAGCUGCCCUGGUCAACUGUAAGUGCUGUUAUUGUGAAGUGGAAAUGUCUAGGAGCAACAACGACUCAGCCACAAAGUGGUAGGCCACACAAGCUCACAGAAUGGGUCCGGCAAGUGCUGAAGCGCUUAGCGCGUAAAAAUCGUCUGUCCUCGGUUGCAACACUCACUACCGAGUUCCAAACUGCCUAUGGAAGCAACGUCAGCACAGUAAAUGUUUGUCGGGAGCUUCAUGAAACGGGUUUCCAUGGCCGAGCAGCCACAUACAAGCCUAAGAUCACCAUGCGCAAUGCCAAGCGUCGGCUGGAGUGGUGUAAAGUUCGCCACCAUUGGACUCUCGAGCAGUGGAAACGUUCUCUGGAGUGAUGAAUCAUGCUUCACCAUCUGGCAAUCCGAAAGCUGAAUCUGGGUUUGGCGGAUGUCAGGGGAAUGCUACCUGCCCAAAUGCAUAGUGCCAACUGUAAAGUUUGGUGGAGGAGGAAUAAUGGUCUGGGGCUGUUUUUCAUGGUUUGGGCUAGGCCCCUUAGUUCCAGUGUAGGGAAAUCUUAACGCUACAAUAUACAAUUACAUUCUAGAUGAUUCUGUGCUUCCAACUUUGUGGCAACAGUUUGGGAAAGGCCCUUUCUUGUUUCAGCAUGACAAUGCCCCCGUGCACAAAGCGAGGUCCAUACAGAAAUGGGUUGUCGAGAUCGUUGUGGAAGAACUUGACUGGCCUGCACAGGGCCCUGACCUCAACCCCAUCGAACACCUUUGGGAUGAAUUGGAACGCCGACUGCGAGCAAGGUCUAGUCGCCCAACAUCAGUGCCUGACCUCACUAAUGCUCUUGUGACUGAAUGGAAGCAAGUACCCGCAGCAAUGUUCCACCAUUUAGUGGAAAGCCUUCUCCGAAGAGUGGAGGCUAUUAUAGCAGCAAAGGGGGGACCAGUUCCAUAUAAAGGCCCAUGAUCUUGGAAUGAGAUGUUCGACGAGCAGGUGUCCACAUACUUGUCAUGUAGUGUAUGUCAAUGAAUUGGCGAGGGCACUAGAACAGUCUGCAGCACCCAGCCUCACCCUAUUAGACUCUGAAGUCAAAUGUUUACUGAUGAUCUGGUGCUUCUGUCCCCAACCAAGGAGUGCCUACAGCAGCACCUAGAUAUUCUGCACAGAUUCUGUCAGAUCUGGGCCCUGACAGUAAAUCUCAGUAAGACAAAAAUAAUGGUGUUCCAAAAAAGGUCCAGUUGCCAGGACCAUAAAUACAAGUUCCACCUAGACCCUGUUGCCCUAGAGCACACAAAAAACUAUACCACCUCGGCCUAAACAUCAGCACCACAUUUAGGUUCCACAACGAUCUGAGAGACAAGGCAAGAAGGGCCUUCUACGCCAUCAAAAGGAACAUCAAAUUUGACAUCCCAAUUAGGAUCUGGCAAAAAAUACUUUAAUCAUUUAUAGAACCCAUUGCCCUUUAUGGUUGUGAGGUCUGAGGUCCACUCACCAACCAAGAAUUCACAAAAUGGGACAAACACCAAACUGAGACUCUGCAUGCAGAAUUCUGCAAAUACUUCCCCUGUGUACAACGUAAAACACAGAAUAAUGCAUGCAGAGCAGAAUUAGGACGAUUCCCGCUAAUGAUAAAAAUCCAGAAAAUAGCCGUUAAAGUCUACAACCACCUAAAAGGAAGUGAUUCUCAAACCUUCCAUAACAAAGCCAUCACCUACAGAGAGAUGAACCUGAAGAAGACUACUCUCAGCCAGCUGGUACAGGGACUCUGUUCACAAACACAAGCAGACCCCACAGAGCCCCAGGACAGCAACACAAUUAGACCCAACCAAAUCAUGAGAAAAACAAAAAGAUAAUUACUUGACACAUUGGAAAUAAUCACACACAAAAAAAAGCAAACUGGCAUGUUAUUUUGCCCUAAACAGAGAGUACACAGUGGCAUAAUACCUGACCAUGUGACUGACCCAAAAUUAAGGAAAGCUUUGACUAUGUACAGACUCAGUGAGCAUAGCCUUGCUAUUGAGAAAGCCACCGUAGGCAGACCUGGCUCUCAAGAGAAGACAAGCUAUGUGCACACUGCCCAAAAAAUGAGGUGGAAACUGAGCUGCACUUCCUUUCCUCCUGUCAAAUGUAUAACCAUAUUAGAGACACAUAUUACACAGACCCACAAAGAAUUUGAAAACAAAUCCAAUCUUGAUAAACUCCCAAAUCUAUUAGGUGAAAUACCACAAUGUGCCAUCACAGCAGCAAGAUUUGUGACCUGUUGCCACAAGAAAAGGGCAACCAGUGGAGCACAAACACCAUUGUAAAUACAACCUACACUACUUGUCAAAAGUUUUAGAACUCCUACUCAUUCAAGGGUUUUUCUUUAUUUUUACUGUUGUAUAAUAAUAGUGAAGACAUCAGAACUAUGAAAUAACACAUAUGGAAUCAUGUAGUAACCACAAAAGUGUUAAACAAAUAAACAUAUAUUUUAUAUUUGAGAUUCUUCAAAUAGCCACCGUUGCCUUGAUGACAGCUUUGCACACUCUUGGCAUUCUCUCAACCAGCUUCAUGAGGUAGUCACCUGGAAUGCAUUUCAAUUAACAGGUGUGCCUUCUUAAAAGUUAAUUUGUGGAAUUUCUUUCCUUCUCAAUGCAUUUGAGACAAUCAGUUGUGUUGUGACAAGGUAGGCGGGGUGUACAGAAGAUAGCCCUAUUUGGUAAAAGACCAAGUCCAUAUUAUGGCAAGAACAGCUGAAAUAAGAAAAGAGAAACAACAGUCCAUCAUUACUUUAAGACAUGAAGGUCAGUCAAUCCGGAACAUUUCAAGAACUUUGAAAGUUUCUUCAAGUGCAGUCGCAAAAACCGUCAAGCUCUAUGAUGAAACUGGCUCUCAUGAGGACCGCCACAGGAAUGGAAGACCCAGAGUUACCUCUGCUGCAGAGGACAAGUUCAUUAGAGUUACCAGCCUCAGAAAUUGCAGCCCAAUAAAUGCUUCACAGAGUUCAAGUCACAGACACAUCUCAACAUCAACUGUUCAGAGGAGUCUGUGUGAAUCGGGCCAUCAUGGUCGAAUUGCUGCAAAGAAACCACUACUAAAGGACACCAAUAAGAAGAAGAGACUUGCUUGGUCCAAGAAACACGAGCAAUGGACAUUAGACCGGUGGAAAUGUGUCCUUUGGCCUGGAGUCCAAAUUGGAGAUUUUUGGUUCCAACCGCCGUGUCUAUGUGAGACGCGGUGUGGGUGAACGGAUGAUCUCUGCAUGUGUAGUUCCCACCGUAAAGCAUGGAGGAGGAGGUGUUAUGGUGUGGGGGUGCUUUGCUGGUGUCUGUAAUUUAUUUAGAAUUCAAGGCACACUUAACCAGCAUGGCUACCACAGCAUUCUGCAGCGAUACACCAUCCCAUCUGGUUUGGGCUUAGUGGGACUAUCAUUUGUUUUUCAACAGGACAAUGACCCAACACACCUCCAGGCUGUGUAAGGGCUAUUUUACCAAGAAGGAGAGUGGUGGAGUGCUGCAUCAGAUGACAUGGCCUCCACAAUCCCCCGACCUCAACCAAAUUGAGAUGGUUUGGGAUGAGUCAAAGGAAAAGCAGCCAACAAGUGCUCAGCACAUGUGGGAAAUCCUUCAAGACUGUUGGAAAAGCAUUCCAGGUGAAGCUGGUUGAGAGAAUGCCAAGAGUGUGCAAAGCUGUCAUCAAGGCAAAGGGUGGCUAUUUGAAGAAUCUCAAAUAUAAAAUAUAUUUUGAUUUGUGUAACACUUCUUCGGUUAGUACAUGAUUCCAUAUGUGUUAUUUCAGAGUUUUGAUGUCUUCACUAUUAUUGUACAGUGUAGAAAAUAGUAAAAAUAAAGAAAAACUCUUGACUGGUAGUUGUCACGUCUCCUCCAGUUGCUCCCCUCAGGCGCUCUGAUUCACCGGUCUACUGAGCGCACCUCCUCGGCAACACUGGAAUGGAAACCCAACGCACCCUAAUCACCUCCAGCGCACCUGCACCUCAUCAUCUCAUAACCACCCCUAUUUAGCCCUGGACUUUUCUGGAUGAUGUUGUGUGUGAUUGUUAGCUUCGUGUCGUUUACGCUAUCUUUCUUAGUUCUCUUUCUCAUUGUUAAGUAAACCUUGACCUUGUUAAUUCCUGCGUCUGCGUCAUGCCUCUUCAUAUACUCAGUACGCGGCACAGUAGUGUAUAUUUAUCCUUUUUUUUUUUUUUUUUAACUACUUGCACAUGGUUACAACACUGUACAUAGCCAAUAAUAUGACAUUUGAAAUGUCUCUAUUCUUUAAAACCUUUGUGAGUGUCAUGUUUACUGUUCAUUGCCCUUGUUUAUUUCCCUUUAGUUUAUUAUCUAUUUCACUAUAUUUGGUAAUGUAAACAUGUGUUUCCCAUGCCAAUUAAGCCCUUUGAAUUGAAAUUGAAUUGAGAGAGAGAGGCAGCGAGAGAGAUGUGUGUGUGUGUGUGUGCUGCAUAGUGGGGGACAAAUCCCUGCAAAAGAGAUCUUAUCUCAUUCAGCUGUGUGUGUGUGUGUGUGACUGAGCGGGGUGUACAGAACUGUCAGGAUAUCAGGUCACCCCUUCACUGUGGUUUUGCUGUCAGCUGUUCUCUGUAUGACAAACUCUGUAGAUGGUGUGUGUGAGUGUGUCUGUGUGUGUGUGUGUGUCAAGAGUGAGGUGCCGCGUUAAUCCUGGAGGCCAUGAGUGUUGACAGAGAGAUGUGUGUCAGGGGUGGAGGCUGUGAGCAGUGUGGUUUAGAGGGGAGAUUAGAAUAAUGCACUUUAUUAUUUAAUCUGUUAACUACACCUGGAAUCUAACUGUGUGUGUGUGUGUGUGUGUGUGUGUGUUUCCAGCUAGGGCUGUGUAUCAGCAGAGCGUCUGCCUCAGUGCUCAAUCUGAACUGCAGUCUGGUGCUGCUGCCUAUGUGUCGCUCUUUACUCACCUACCUCAGAGGAACACACACGGUACGGAGAGAAGGGGAAUGUGUCUGUGUGUGUGUGUGUGUGCUCUGUAGUCUGGUAACGGCUGUCUGGAAUGGGCAGAGAGGACUGUGGACUGUAGUGAGGGUUUUGAUAUGUCUGAAGGCUCUGCACUGACACUGUCUGUCCUCCCCCUCCCAUACACACACACCCCUCCAGGUGACAAGCAGAAAGGCCCGCAGGCUUCUGGACAAGAGUAAGACCUUUCAUGUGGCGUGUGGAGUAGCCAUUUGUGUAUUUUCCGGUAAGUGUGUGUUUUUGUGUGUGUGUUGUGUUGAGCGUUAGUGUGUGUCGAGAGAUGGUGUGGGGAAAUUGACCCAGCCCGCUGGGCACAGAAGUCAGUUCAUUUGGUUGAGUUGUCAAAUAACAUGCAUUCAACGUUAUUUAGGUGAAAAAAAAAAUGAAAUUCCCUUAAGUUGAUGACUGUGGCGGUUGCUGAGGGGAGGACGGCUCAUAAUAAUGACUGGAACGGAGCAAAUGGAAUGGCAUCAUACACAUGGAAACCAUGGAAACCAUGUGUUUGAUGUAUUUUACACCAUUCCACUAAUUCCACUCCAGCCAUUACCAUGAGCCUGUUCUCCCCAAUUAAGGUGCUACUAACCUCAUGUGGUUCAUUACUUUUUUUCAAAUCCAAUCAGCUUUCCACGUUGAUUCAAUGUCAUCACAUUGCAUUUUUUGGUUGAAAUGAUGUGGAAACAACAGUUUUUGCCCAGAGGUAGGCUGGUUCUUCUGCAUUUCAGGGGAACCAGCUGUGAUGGAUCACGAGCUGGCAAGGGUUGUGAGAGAAAGAGAGAGAGAGACUUUGGCUGGAUGUGAUGGUGUCUGAUGGAGGUGUGUGUAUGUGUGAGUAUGUGUGUGUGUGUGUAUGUGUGUGUGUGUGUGUGUGUGUGUGUGUGUGACCUGAUGGUGGUAUGGGCAAUUCCACGGUGGUAAUGGAAUUGCUGUAAAAUCUCCCUCAGGUUUUUAUGCGACCACGUUUUAGAAAAACAAAAAAUCUGUUACGAAUUAAGAUUCAAAGAUGUCUGCAGAAAGAAUGGGAUGUCAGCUAUGACAUGGCACCUUGAGUUUGAAAAAAUCUCUUUUGGUUACUGAACUACAGUAAGUGAAGUGGAUUUACAGCCAUAGAGGGACAUAGAGCUGUGUGUGUGUGUGAGAUAAUGCGUGAGAGAGGGACACACACAGCUGCCUCACUGACGUCAUUGGGAGCUGGUUUCUCCCCCGGUCUCCCUCAAACCAAGUCUCCUUCCUCUCUCUUAACCCUCUCUCUUCCCCCCCCCCCCCCCCCCCCCCCCCCCCCCCCCCCCACCCCCCCCCCCCCCCCCCCACCCCUCCCGCUCCCUCACCCCCAGGCUGUUUCCUGGCUGUGGAAAUGUAAUGUUCUAAUUGCAGAGUUCCAAACUUCUGACACAACCAAUUACACCAAGAGAACAAUGGAGAAAGAGGAGGCAGGGGGAAGAAAUUAUAAUUGAACGUGAAUAGAGAGAGAGAGAGAGAGAGAGAGAGAGAGAGAGGGGAGGAGGAGAGAGCGAUAACUACCCCCUGUCUCUGUCAGCUGUUGGGGAGAUGCAUGUUUAAGCCAUGAUGUCAGAGAGAUAAGUGUGUGUGUGUGUGUCGCUCAGUGACUCAGGAAGAUGUAUGCUGAAUAGACAAAGAGAUGUGUGUGUCUGUGUGUGUGAGUCGCUCAGUGACUCAGUGAGGAUGUAUAGUUGAGUAGGGCUGUGAAAUUCCAGGGACUUCACUAUACAAUAUUAUCAUGAUAAUUAGGUGCCAAUACAAUAUGUAUUUCGAUUCUAUACUGAACAAAAAUGUAAACGCAACAGUUUCAAAGAUUUUACUGAGGUACACUUCAUAUGAGGAAAUCAGUCAAUUGAAAUUAAUUAAUUAGGCCCUAAUCUAUGGAUUUACAUUGUAGUCAUUUAGCAGACGCUCUUAUCCAGAGCGACUUACAGUAGUGAGUACAUACAUUUUCAUUCGUGCUGGUCCCCCGUGGGAAUCAAACCCACAACACUGGCGUUGCAAGUGCCAUGCUCGACCAACUGAGCCACAUGGGAACAUGGGAUUUCACAUGACUGGGAAUACAGAUAUGCAUCUGUUGGUCAUAGAUACCUUUAAAAAAAUGGGCCGCACAAUGGGCCUCAGGAACUCGUCAUGGUAUUUUUGGGCAUUCAAAUUGCCAUCGAUAAAAUGCAAUUGUGUUCGUUGUCUGUAGUUUAUGCCUGCCCAUACCAUAACCCCACCGCCACCAUGGGACACUCUGUUCACAACAUUGACAUCAGCAAACCACUCACAUAUACACAUGGUCUGCGGUUUUGAGGCCGGUUGGACAUAGUGCCAGAUUCUUUAAAACAACGAUGGAAGUGGCUUAUGGUAGAGAACUGAACAUUCAAUUAUCUGGCAACAGCUCUGGUGGACAUUCCUACAGUCAGCAUGCCAAUUGCACACUCCCUCAAAACUUGAGACAUCUGUGGCAUUGUGUUGUGUAACAAAACUGCACAUUUUAAAGUGGCAUUUUAUUGUCCACAGCACAAGGUGCACCUGUGUAAUGAUCAUGCUGUUUAAUCAGCUUCUUGAUAUGCCACACGUGUCAGGUGGAUGGAUUAUCUUGGCAAAUGAGAAAUGCUCACUAACAGGGAUGUAAACAAAUUUGGGCACCAAAAUUUAGAGAAAUUUGGUUUUUGUGCGAAUGGAAAAUGUCUUGGAUCUUUUAUUUCAGCUCAUGAAACAUGGGACCAACACUUUACAUGUUGUGUUUAUAUUGUUGUUCAGUGUAGUAAUAUAUGUUACAUUUUGUAUGGUAUGUAUUAAUUUGUGGGUCCAUCAUCCAUUUCGUAUGAUAUGUUAUGAAUUACAAUUUGUAUGACAUGUUACAGAUUGAAAUUGGUACAUACAGUGGGGAAAAAAGUAUUUAGUCAGCCACCAAUUGUGCAAGUUCUCCCACUUAAAAAGAUGAGAGAGGCCUGUAAUUUUCAUCAUAGGUACACGUCAACUAUGACAGACAAAUUGAGGAAAAAAAAUCCAGAAAAUCACAUUGUAGGAUUUUUAAUGAAUUUAUUUGCAAAUGAUGGUGGAAAAUAAGUAUUUGGUCACCUACAAACAAGCAAGAUUUCUGGCUCUCACAGACCUGUAACUUCUUCUUUAAGAGGCUCCUCUGUCCUCCACUCGUUACCUGUAUUAAUGGCACCUGUUUGAACUUGUUAUCAGUAUAAAAGACACCUGUCCACAACCUCAAACAGUCACACUCCAAACUCCACUAUGGCCAAGACCAAAGAGCUGUCAAAGGACACCAGAAACAAAAUUGUAGACCUGCACCAGGCUGGGAAGACUGAAUCUGCAAUAGGUAAGCAGCUUGGUUUGAAGAAAUCAACUGUGGGAGCAAUUAUUAGGAAAUGGAAGACAUACAAGACCACUGAUAAUCUCCCUCGAUCUGGGGCUCCACGCAAGAUCUCACCCUGUGGGGUCAAAAUGAUCACAAGAACGGUGAGCAAAAAUCCCAGAACCACACGGGGGGACCUAGUGAAUGACCUGCAGAGAGCUGGGACCAAAGUAACAAAGCCUACCAUCAGUAACACACUACGCCGCCAGGGACUCAAAUCCUGCAGUGCCAGACGUGUCCCCCUGCUUAAGCCAGUUCAUGUCCAGGCCCGUCUGAAGAUUGCUAGAGUGCAGUUGGAUGAUCCAGAAGAGGAUUGGGAGAAUGUCAUAUGGUCAGAUGAAACCAAAAUAUAACUUUUUGGUAAAAACUCAACUCGUCGUGUUUGGAGGACAAAGAAUGCUGAGUUGCAUCCAAAGAACACCAUACCUACUGUGAAGCAUGGGGGUGGAAACAUCAUGCUUUGGGGCUGUUUUUCUGCAAAGGGACCAGGACGACUGAUCCGUGUAAAGGAAAGAAUGAAUGGGGCCAUGUAUCGUGAGAUUUUGAGUGAAAACCUCCUUCCAUCAGCAAGGGCAUUGAAGAUGAAACGUGGCUGGGUCUUUCAGCAUGACAAUGAUCCCAAACACACCGCCCGGGCAACGAAGGAGUGGCUUCGUAAGAAGCAUUUCAAGGUCCUGGAGUGGCCUAGCCAGUCUCCAGAUCUCAACCCCAUAGAAAAUCUUUGGAGGGAGUUGAAAGUCCGUGUUGCCCAGCGACAGCCCCAAAACAUCACUGCUCUAGAGGAGAUCUACAUGGAGGAAUGGGCCAAAAUACCAGCAACAGUGUGUGAAAACCUUGUGAAGACUUACAGAAAACGUUUGACCUGUGUCAUUGCCAACAAAGGGUAUAUAACAAAGUAUUGAGUAACUUUUGUUAUCGACCAAAUACUUGUUUUCCACCAUAAUUUGCAAAUAAAUUCAUAAAAAAUCCUACAAUGUGAUUUUCUGGAUUUUUUUUCCUCAUUUUGUCUGUCAUAGUUGACGUGUACCUAUGAUGGAAAUUACAGGCCUCUCUCAUCUUUUUAAGUGGGAGAACUUGCACAAUUGGUGGUUGACUAAAUACUUUUUUCCCCCACUGUAUAUUACAAAUUGCAAUUCAUACAAUAUGUUACGAAUUUGCAAAACGGAUGAUAAGUUACACAUUCCAAUUUGUUGUGGCUAACGUUAGCUUGGUGGCUAUGUGGCUAACACUAACGUUAGUUAGGUGACUAAUAUUAGCUAGGCUAGUGGUUAGGGGUUAAGGUUAGGGUUAAGGUUAAGGGGUUAGAGUUAGGUUAAAAGGUUAAAGGGUUAAGGUUAUAUAUCUGCUGCAGAGAGAGCAUGAGAAAAUGAAUUUUGAUCAGUCAUGGAAAGAAAAGGGCUGAAACAUGUUGGCUCACUAUUUAAAAAGAAGAUGGAGAACAAGCUAACACUACCUAGCAAAAACAAAGUCAAAGUAUCGAUAUCAUAUUGUCCAAAAUAAUAUUGUGAAAUGUAACUGUAUCGAUUUCUCCCCCAUCGCUAUUGCUGUGUGCUGAAUAGAGAAAGAGAUGUGCGUAUGAGGGUGAGUUUUGCUCUGUUGUAACCCAGUGUUGUGAUGUGUUCUUUAGUUGUGCACGUAUCGGCUCAUCUGGCCAACGUGGUCAACUUCAGCAUCAGAUACUCAGAAGAGUUCCCUUCUCUCAACGUUGCUCGCUACAGGGGAGAGGUAAGAUGUGCACGCACGCAGACACACACAUGCGCACACACUCACACAGACACACACACACACACACACACACAACCUGUGUUAACCUGUGGUUGUCUUCCCCAGGACCCCAGACUCAUCAUUCUGACUACAGGUGAGUCUGCCGGGGUUCUCAUAUAAUAAACUGGGCUGUUUCACAGGCGGGUUGCCUAGCCGAAGGGCAUGUACAGCAUUUUGGUCUUGGUUCCAAAUGUUUCCAGGGUAACCAUAAACUCAUGAAUGUGUUUGAGAUUAGGGUGGCGGUAUGCCAAGAAGAGAGGGGGUUUCUGUCAGUACUAGACACCACACACACACACACACACACACACACACACACACACACACACACACACACACACACACACACACACUUAAAAAGUUCAAACUUUAUUUAUUUAUCCCUAGCCACUUCCUAGUAGUCUAGUCCAGUCUGAAAACAUUCCCUAUCCUCCUCCUGGUAGUCUAGUCCAGUCUGAAAACAUUCCCUAUCCUCCUCCUGGUAGUCUAGUCCAGUCUGAAAACAUUCCCUAUCCUCCUCCUGGUAGUCUAGUCCAGUCUGAAAACUUUCCCUAUCCUCCUCCUGGUAGUCUAGUCCAGUCUGAAAACCUUCCCUAUCCUCUUCCUGGUAGUCUAGUCCAGUCUGAAAACCUUCCCUAUCCUCUUCCUGGUAGUCUAGUCCAGUCUGAAAACCUUCCCUAUCCUCCUCCUGGUAGUCUAGUCCAGUCUGAAAACCUUCCCUAUCCCCUUCCCCAACUAUCUAACACUAUGAAUAAUGAUAUCAUCACUGUCUUGUCUUUGUUCACUAAUCGGUUAUUAAUGAUAGGAAUCUGUCUCUGUUCUCUGAUUGGUUAAUUAUAUUAUGACUCUGUCUCUUUGUUCACUGAUUGAUUAUUAAUGUUAUAACUCUGUCUCUUUGUUCUCUGAUUGGUUAAUAAUCUUAUGACUCUGUCUCUCUGUUCUCUGAUUGGUGGAUGUGCUUUAGUCCCGGGGAUCACUGGUAUCCUAUUGGUCCUCAUCCUCUUUCUGAUGUUCACUGCCUCUUCCUACUGCAUCAGGUAAAGCGCUUAACAUCAUCAUCAUCUUCAACACAGACCAUCUCAUGGCUGUGGUGUGUGUGUGUGUGUGUGUGAUAGGCUAGUAGUUAAGAGCAUUGGGCCAGUAACCAAAGAUUGCUGGUUCGAAUCCCCAAGCCAACUAGGUGAAACAUUUGUCGAUGUGCCCUUGAGCAAGGCACUUAACCCUAAUUGCUCCUCUAAGUCGCUCUGGAUAAGAGUGUCUGCUAAAUUACUUACAUGUGUGUCUGUCAGUCUUAGAUGUCCAGGAUAAGGGGACCAACUAACUUUGUGGACAGAACUCUGUCAUUACUGAGGUCACAGGGGGCAGCAAGGAGAGGUCCUGGGCUUUGAUUUAGACUGGGUCCUUAUUGUGGUGUUCUCUGCCUUGCCUGUUGUAAUUUAAUGCAGGAUCAGAGGCAUGUCCACUCAGGCCUUAGGCCAGCACCUGUGUGUGUGUAUAGAUGGGGUGGGUGUUAGUCCCAAUAUUGUAGGGAGACACUGAUGUUCAAAGGGUAAUGUGGUUGUGUGUGUGUUCAGAGCGUUCUAGGAGGGUGACUGCGUUUCAAGUGUUGUUUGGUGUAAGUGGUGUUUGUUGGGGGUCGUUGUCUGUAAUGACCUUGCUAAUUGUGACAGCCCUACUCAUGCGCGCACACACACACACACACACACACACACACACACACACACACACACACACACACACACACACACACACACACACACACACACACACUGUCCUGCCCUCCUCUGGCUAAAGAGACCCUGUGAGUUAAAAGGCGUGGCUCCUCAUGUCCUCAGUUAUGCUCUGACCUGUCUCUCUCUCUCUCUUCUCCUGGAUUCUUUCUCUCUCUUUUUGUCUGCUUUUCUCCUCCACUCGUAUCUUCCUGUCAUUCCACAGCACUCCCUAAAAUAGUUUUUCUGCUGAAAAUGUGAAAAUAUGCAGUUGUGGACCUUGUGGUAAUCUCAUGUAUGAAGAUAUGCGGUGAUGUUAAUAAGACCUUACGGUAAUCUCAUAUAUCAUGAUAUCAUCAUGUUUGUGGAAUGUCCUCUGUGUUUCAGGGUGUCCAACUAUGAGAUAUUCUGGUACACCCACAACCUCUUCAUAGUGUUCUACAUCAUACUGAUGGUGCAUGUGGUCGGGUAAGUUAACUUAUCACCUUUGGUAUGGGGCUGUGUCUGAUUAAAGGUGUCAGCAUGCUUCAGUUCGGCUGCCGCCUAGCAGAACUCGGCUAGCCGAACCAAACAAGUUUAUUCACAUACUCCCUUAAAAGACAUUCGCUUGAAAAACAAGAAAAAAGUGCCUAUAGUACUGUUUGUCCAUCUUGAGACACUGUAGCCAGUAUAUACUAAGAUCUAACUAAGAUGUUUGGUGCAGUAUUUCGCAAUGAAAACAUUUGCAUGAAAACGAGUUGUCUCUUGCUGAAUGACAAAUACUUUAUUGAAGAAUCCCUACUCUUGACCAAUCACUGACGAAGGGGCAUGGACUUCGGCUCCGAACUUCAGGUUGCCUCUAGAAACAUUUUUGUGUGCCCGAACAGCCGGAAUAAAAAUGAACAAACAUUUCACAAAAUAUGCACAAACUCUUCCGAACUGUUUUGGCUGGGAAGCAUGCGGACGCCUUGAUUAAGGGGUCAGUCAUGACUGAGUAGUACUAUCAGUAUGUUUUCAUAGUGUUGGAUACAGAGAGGUAUAGAAUGCAUUUUAAUGGCAUUACUAUCAUACUAUUGCAUCAGUCCAGACAGAGCUGACGUUGAGCUGUCCCCAUCAUACUAACACACUGACCCAUUCACUUUGUUACUCAACUCUACUGCCCCAGGUUAACACACACCCACGCAUGCAUGCACAUGCACCUGCACAUGUAGACCAUUUAGAAUCUUCAGAGCUGGAAUGUUGUAUUCUUCUUCAUCAUCAUCAUCAUUUCUCACUCUUUCUCGUCCAAUAGUGGUGCUCUGAAGUACCAGACCAACUUCGAGGCCCACCCCCCUGGCUGUCUCAGAGCCAAUCAGACUAA